AUGUUGGAAUCCUGCCCCGAGGCUAAACUUUUACCUUUUAAGCUUCCAAAUUCUCCAAUUGUCGACAUAUCCUUCACUGAUCAAAAACAAAUUGAAUUAAUUUUGGCAAUUAUUGAAGCCAAAAAACGUAUUAUGCAUUCAUUUAAUAAUUUGGAUGAUAGUAUAUUCCUUAAAGGCCCGAUUUUGUUUGAAGAAAUAAUUUUAUCUAAUAUAAAUAUUUUUAGUCUAAUUGACAAUCUUUCGCAAAGCUCAAAUCCAAUAUCAUUUGGGGAAUUAAAUUGUCGGGAAUUUUCAGUACAAAAUGAAAGCAUGCAAAACCAACUUUGUCACAAAUAUUUUUUAGUUGACAGAUUCGUGUGUUUUGGUAUAGCUAAAUCUAUGCCUGUUUUUGAUAAAUUGACUUUAUCUGAUCAGGUAUAUAAUUAG
This is a messenger RNA of Meloidogyne enterolobii, 426 nucleotides long. The record is from the annotation of a GenBank genome assembly. Lineage: Eukaryota; Metazoa; Nematoda; Chromadorea; Rhabditida; Meloidogynidae.